Messenger RNA from Gossypium raimondii (Peruvian cotton), 1657 nucleotides. RefSeq names its product protein DETOXIFICATION 14. The record is from RefSeq and is a predicted model, not a curated record. Gene Ontology annotation, biological process: xenobiotic detoxification by transmembrane export across the plasma membrane. The transcript has 7 exons. Gene Ontology annotation, cellular component: membrane. Gene Ontology annotation, molecular function: xenobiotic transmembrane transporter activity; antiporter activity. Bases 1 to 1407 code for a protein of 468 amino acids. Lineage: Eukaryota; Viridiplantae; Streptophyta; Magnoliopsida; Malvales; Malvaceae.
AUGGCGAAAUUGGAGGAGAGAGAAGAUGAGAAGAAAUGGGCAACGAGUUGGGGUGGAUAUAGAGAAGAGCUGAAGAAGGGAAGCCGAAUAGCAGCACCAAUGGUGGCGGUGACGGUUCUACAAUACCUUGUGCAAGUUGUAUCAGUAAUAAUGGUAGGACAUCUUGGUCAGCUUUCUCUCUCUAGCGUCGCCAUUGCUACAUCCCUCACCAAUAUCACUGGUUUUAGCCUUCUGUCCGGAAUGGCUGGUGGAUUGGAAACUCUAUGUGGGCAAGCUUAUGGUUCACAACAAUACAAAAAGCUGGGAAUCUAUACUUACAGUGCCAUCAUUUCGCUCAUCUUAGUUUGCCCUCCCAUUUGCAUGCUAUGGAUAUUCAUGGACAAAUUGUUACCUCUUGUUGGCCAAGAUACACUUAUCUCCUACAAAGCUCGCCAAUAUUCCCUAUGGUUAAUCCCGGGACUAUUUGCAAGCACCAUCCUUAAACCUUUGACUCGAUUUCUACAAAUGCAAAGUUUGAUUCUACCAAUGCUCUUAACUUCAAUUUUUAUACUGUGCUUCCAUGUGCCUCUUUGUUGGAUUCUUGUGUUUAAAUUGGAUUUAGGUGAUCUUGGAGCUGCAAUAGCUUUUAGUUUAUCAACAUGGUUGAAUGUGAUCUUACUUGGGAUUUAUGUAAGGUAUUCAUCUACAUGUGAGAAAACUCGUUCACCAUUGUCCAAGGAUGCUUUUCUUGGUGUUCCUCAGUUCUUUCGCCUUGGUGUUCCCUCAGCUAUAAUGGUUUGCUUGAAAUGGUGGUCAAUGGAGUUGCUAACUUUGCUAUCCGGCCUUCUACCAAAUCCAAAGCUAGAGACAUCAGUACUAUCUAUAUGCCUAACAAUUUCAACAUUACACUUUACUGUCCCCUAUGGUUUUGGAGCUGCAACAAGCACCCGAGUUUCGAAUGAACUUGGAGCCGGGAACCCCGAAUCGGCUCGCGUGGCGGUCAAGGUAGGAAUGUCUAUGGCAAUCACAGAGGCAGUCAUGGUGAGUGGGGCUCUGUUUUUCAGUAGACAUAUAGUUGGAUAUGGUUACAGCAAUGAGAAAGCAGUGGUGAACCAUGUUGCUACAAUGGCUCCUUUGCUUUGCAUUUCACUUGUUACUGAUAGCAUUCAAAUUGUUCUUUCUGGAGUUGCAAAAGGAUGUGGAUGGCAAUAUAUAGGAGCCUAUGUAAAUCUUGGAGCAUUUUAUCUCAUUGGAUUGCCAGUGGGAAUAAUACUAGGAUUUGUUGGACACCUAAAUGGAAGAGGCCUUUGGCUUGGAAUAGUAGUUGGUUCAAUUGUGCAAACAAUCCUUCUUUCUCUCUUUGCAAUCUUCACAAAUUGGGAAAAACAGGUAGCCAAGGCCAAAGAGAGGAUAUCCAUGGGAAAUUAAGUCAUCUAUUGUUGGUUACCAAGUGGGAAAUGGCAAUUAAGCAUAAUUCUCAAUCUCUCAAAAAGGGAGAAAAUAUGUAAAUUUUCAAUCUGUAUUCCAUUCUUAAAUUAGGUAGCUGCUAUAGUCUUUUAAUAUCAAAAAAAGAAGAAAAUUGCAUGUUGCAAUUUACAAGUUACAAUGGUUGUUGAAAUUUGAGAAACGAUGAAGACAUUUUUGUUAAGUAAAAUGCAAUCUUUUAUGUCUCGAUACA